AUCUAUCAGUUGUGUGCUAUUAAGGCUCAUCGAUUUUUUUUCUUCACUAGCAAUACUCCAUUGAGUGCCACACCGCUCCUAUUCAUUAAUCCAUUGACAUUUCAUUUUCAAUGCAUUAAUUCAUCUAACAAAUUCUCUCUAUGCGCAAUAAAACUCAAAGCCACAUUGAGGCUCAGCUCAUGCACUCUCUUCUCUUUUUAUCUAGAAUCACAUAUAUAAUUGAUAAAGGGCAUGCCCUUAUUUCUCCUUAAGAAUGAGACCAAAAUGAAGAAAGACAUCAGAAGUUGCUGCUACAAUGAAGGGUCAACCUCCACUCACAACAAGCAAAAUAAUACUUGCAAGUGGAAUAAUGAUGAACGACUCGAACAUUUUGAGGUCUACAAGGAAAGCAUUGAAUCAGUAUCCGAGGUUGUCACUUGAUGGUGGUAGAGAUGCUAUGAACCGGUCAAGUUUUGGCAACAUACAAGGAAGAAGAUCAGUUUGCUGUGAUAGAAGACUAAAGGGAGGGUUAAUAGAAGAGAAUAAUGAUUUAGGAUCCAAGUUAAGGUUUGGUGAGGGUAUGUCUUUGCCACAUACUUUGGCAGGGGAGAGUGUGGUGUGGUGUAAACCAGGGGUUGUGGCCAGGUUAAUGGGCCUAGAGGCUAUACCAUUGCCAGUGAGUAGCAUAAGAUCUGAUAACAAGGAGAAGAUCCUUUCUGUUUUUAGGAUGCAAAACCCAAGGAGGAGAUUUAGAGAGGCAUGAAUUUUGUGACAUUUCUAGCAAUGUUGAGUUAUACUUAAAUUAGAAGAAGCAAUGCUGAUAUAUUGUAGCUAGUUGAGGAAAAGUUUAAUUGCACUGGGGGAUAGUGUGUUCUAGCAUUCUACUAUUUUAUUUGAUACUGUUUCAAUGAUGCUUCACAAAAUCACAAGUCAUAGGACUAAUGGUGACAAAAUUUGAUACCAUUUUAAUGAUUUUCUGUUUUCAAUUUAUUC
Molecule: messenger RNA, 972 nt
Organism: Glycine soja
Lineage: Eukaryota; Viridiplantae; Streptophyta; Magnoliopsida; Fabales; Fabaceae
Exons: 2
Coding region: 296-742 (148 amino acids)
Source: RefSeq, a predicted model, not a curated record